AGAAUCCGGGAGGAUCCCUCGCGAGAGAAAGACUUUCCUUUUUGGAUAGAACGGUCCCCAUUGGUUUCGCCUCGAACGAUUCGUUUACCAUCGAUUCUCCUAAUGAGAGAGAAGCUGCUCCAGAGAUCCAGCAUGAAGACCAUGAAGGAGAACCUCUUCCGGUGGUGUUGCGUCAGACGAGCAAUGAGUAAGAACUUGGACAUGCAAAUGCUGCGCGAGAAGGCGAUAGAGUUGAAGAAGACUCUUGGAUUGAGCGAUUUCAAGUGUUCCACCAAGUGGAUCAGGAAUUUCCUGAAGGAGCACAAGAUCUCCACGGACUCGACGAACCAGCGCGACCCGGUGUUCAGCGACUACCGCGAUUGGAUCGAUAUGAUGAGGUCCACGAUAGUGAGGUACAAGCACAGCGACUUGUUCCACGUGGAUGAACUCGGCAUGUAUUCGGACGUCGUUCCGUCGAGGAUUUCCUCGGCGAGCCGGCCCGAGGGCGACGGAAGCCCCCGGAAUCGAGUAACGAUACUGAUGGGCUGCAACUCGUCGGGGACGACGAAACUGCCGCUGUUGAUCUGCGGCCCGUAUCCGUCGCGGACGACGACCAGGGAUCACGUUUACUGCCGCAGCGAGGACAGUUCCAUCAGCGACGAGCUGUUCAGGGUCUGGCUGACGGCCGUCAACGACCGUCUGUCGCGUUCCGAUCGAAGUGUCCUGCUAUUCCUGCGACGGAGCAGGGCGAGGGCUGUCCGCGAUCUCCGCUUGAGCCACGUGAAUCUCGUAUACUUGCCCGGCGACUUCCCGACGACGCUGCGGCCGUUGCGGAGGGACGUCUUCCAUUAUGUGAAGAUGAUCUUCAGGAGAAGGUACGCAGAGAGGCUAAAACGGCGCACGCCGGAAUGGAACCUGCGCGACAUCCUGGAGUCGCUGAUCGACGCGUGGGAAACGGUGCCGCGUGAGAUCGUGGUCUGCAGCUUCCAGAGGACGCGCUUCCGGACGGACGACCGGUUCCUCCAAAUCGACUGCGACUGCUGGGACAGCCUGCAGACCGGCGUCUCCUUCAAACGGUUCGUCACGUUCGACGACGAUCUCUCCGACGAGCCUGCGUCGUCCCGUUACCACAGUUACAACCUCAGAACGAGUCACAGCGCUGUCGUUCAAAUCAACGAGGAAGAACCAUCAUCCAUAAACUCUAAAAAUCUCACACCGAGUGGCGAUCAGAAUCUUGAUGAUGACGAUCAAGCUAAACAACAGAUUCGCUUAUCGGAGGAUCCUAUAGUGGAAGCUGGGAAGCUGGGCAGGAGCUUCUGGGAAGCACAGUUCCCCGGGAAGAGAGGCGUCACGAGAAGCGAGGCGUUCAAGCGGAACAUUCUCCGCGAGGAGUCCACCGGCGUCGCCGGCUCCGUCCAGGCGAUCAUCGACGAGGCUCUGUCUCUGACCACCACCGCGAAGGCGGAUUACACCAGGAAGCUGAUCGACAGCAUCUACGCGUCGAAGGAGCCCAAGAGCAGCGGAAUCUUAGAGCCGAACGACGUCACUUCGACGGCCACGCGCGAGUCGAGUCGCGAGGACACGUUGUCGGAGAACGCGCCGGCUGUCUCGGAGAGCAUCGAGGAAGCCUGCACGUCCCGAGGAGCUCCUGAUGGCACGUCCGACGCGAGACAGGGGAUGUCGGAUGGGAAUUUAAAAUUGAUGCUUGAUGGGCAGGAUGUUUCUGGGCUGACGAACAGGAAACGAAGGAUGUCGCUCGGCUCGGGGGAUGAUACGGACAGCGAGUCGGGGAAGAAGGUGAAAACCGACUGGUCCAAGCAGUUCGAGAAUACGUUCGUGUUCGGUCCUCCAGGGUCGGAACAGGAUCAGAGCAUUGUCUCGAGCAAGGCGCUCUGUGUGUCUCCUAGAAAUUAGGACAAUUGAUAAUGUGUGUUCUUGAUGUUAACUCGCGUUUUGUUCUGCCGCUUGUUAACGCUGGAACUACUGGAUGGAUGUAGCUUGUGUUUGAUACUAGAACUACCAAUUCCUGAUUUCUUUUGUUGCAAUUAUUGAGAAGGUGUAGAUGCUUCUGUGGGAAGUUGAAGUUGAUUUAGUGAUACACUGAAAUAUAAGGUAAUUCAGAAAUCAAGGAAUUUGGAAGUUGGUAGUCCUAGUGUUAGUUUCGUUUUUUAUCAUUAUUAUAGGGAAAGGCAUUAUUGGAUAAGUCAAUUUUGAUAUGUCUAUAUUAAAAUUUGAGAGUGGGAGUCAUGAGAAAUCCUUGGGAUUUUUGAGAAUAGAGAUUUUGCUGGUAGUUCAAGUGUUAGAGAUAAAUUGGUUGGAAAGAUCAUUGAUUUUGCUGGUAGUUCUAGUGUUAGAGAUAAAUUGGUUGGAAAGAUUGAUUUCCUCAGGGAAGAGUGUGUAUGUUCAUAAAGAUUUUUUAGUAUAGACUGACUUGACUUCCAUAAUUGUGAUUCAUUUGUUUGUUUCCCUUCUGAAAUAU
This is a messenger RNA of Nomia melanderi (Alkali bee), 2458 nucleotides long. RefSeq names its product tigger transposable element-derived protein 4. The record is from RefSeq and is a predicted model, not a curated record. Gene Ontology annotation, molecular function: DNA binding. Lineage: Eukaryota; Metazoa; Arthropoda; Insecta; Hymenoptera; Halictidae. Gene Ontology annotation, cellular component: nucleus.